AUGUCCGCGGAUCUGCUGCUGUUCCCGUCGCAUCCUGCCGGGUCGCUGGGGGUUGUCGGACCCGUGGAGCCUUUUAGCAGCUCCUUGUCAGAGAUGGAGACUUUUCGGAUGUUCCUGAACGAGCGGAUGGCGGCAGCAGUAGAAGAUAUUCUGGGUGUGUUCGGGGAAACGGUGGCCCGGUACCGGGAGCAGAUAGACUGCCAGCAGCGGGAGCUGGAGAGCCUCAGGUCCAGGGAGGUCGAGUGGAGCCGGACUCCAGACCCUCAGGAGGACUCAACCUGGAUAAAAAGGUAUCCUGAGCACCAGAGCCCCGAUGUCCCUCUGAUCCAGACCGAUAGUGUUGAUAAGACAGAUGUAGGCACCCUGGCUGAUCUGAUUAAAGUAGAAAGUAGUGCUGAAGACUGUGAAGAGUCAAAAAUACACAACCCCUAUGACUCGGCAGCUGAUCCAGAGCUAGACAGAGAUAGCCAAUUUCAAGUUGAGGAUUCAGACUCGGAGGGAAGUGAAGAUGGGUGGAGGGAGGCUGCCAGACUCUGGAACCCACAGGAGACAGAAAGCUCCAAAGAUCAGAGCUCAGGCGCAGAGUUAAAGAGCCCCGGCAAUCUGUCACAGGAGGGGAGACGACUUCCCCACAUGUUCACCUGCAAAGUUUGUGGCGAGUCCUUUCACAAGAUGCGUGUCCUGCUCGCCCACUCUUCAGCACAUCUGGGGGACUGCGGCGUGUGUGGCAAGCAGCUGGAGCCCGCAGAAAGCCUGAAGCUGCACCUGAAAGUCCACAGAGAGACGUCGUUCCGCUGCGGCGUCUGCGGGCAGACUUUCACGCUGCGCGGGAACCUCGGGAUUCACAUGAGGAUCCAUUCUGGCGAGCGGCCGUUCAGCUGCACGGUCUGCGGCAAGAGCUUCGGCAGGAGGGCGACGCUGGUGCGGCACGUCCGCAGCCACACGGGCGAGAAGCCGUUUGCCUGCGUGUACUGUGGCCACAGCUUCACGGAGAAGGGGAACCUGACGGUCCAUUUACGGACGCACACGGGCGAGAGGCCGUACAGCUGCUCCCUCUGCAGCCGCAGGUUCAGCCAGCUGUCCAGCUUCUACAAGCACCCGUGUCAAAAGAAGGGCCUGAUGUGUGUCCCCAUCACUGUCGCCUGACGGCAGCAACACGAGAGGAGCUGCUGAACUACACAACCCCCGCCAC
This is a messenger RNA of Nematolebias whitei (Rio pearlfish), 1192 nucleotides long. RefSeq names its product zinc finger protein 32. Gene Ontology annotation, biological process: regulation of transcription by RNA polymerase II. Gene Ontology annotation, molecular function: RNA polymerase II cis-regulatory region sequence-specific DNA binding; DNA-binding transcription factor activity. The transcript has 2 exons. Lineage: Eukaryota; Metazoa; Chordata; Actinopteri; Cyprinodontiformes; Rivulidae. The record is from RefSeq and is a predicted model, not a curated record. Bases 1 to 1146 code for a protein of 381 amino acids.